UCCGUGCGCGGCGGGGACGCGCGGAGCGGCGCGGGGACGCGCGGAGGGCGUUGAGGCGCAGCAUGAGGGAGCAACCGUCGCCGCGGCGGCAUGGAGGGGUUCACCGGCCGCGGGUACGGCACGGACGGGCUCAACAACCGCCCGCUGUUCGGGGAGACCUCGGCCAGGGACAGAAUCAUCAAUCUAGUUGUUGGCGGCUUAACGUCCUUGCUGCUUGUUGUAACUCUAAUCAGUGCUUUUGUCUUCCCGCAACUACCUCCAAAGCCUGUGAAUGUAUUUCUUGCUUUCUGCAUCUCCUUGUGUUGCAUCUCUGCUGGCAUACUUAUCUACUGGUAUCGACAAGGAGACCUGGAACCUAAAUUCAGGAACCUGAUAUACUAUAUAUUGUUUUCUAUUGUCAUGUUAUGUAUAUGUGCCAACCUGUACUUCCAUGAAGUGGGUAAAUGAUGGACAUUGGGAAGCCCCAGCAGUGAUGCUGAGGCCGUGUCAGACUGCUUUUAGCU
Molecule: messenger RNA, 503 nt
Organism: Pezoporus flaviventris
Lineage: Eukaryota; Metazoa; Chordata; Aves; Psittaciformes; Psittacidae
Gene: TMEM243
Product: transmembrane protein 243
Exons: 4
Coding region: 91-447 (118 amino acids)
Source: RefSeq, a predicted model, not a curated record